Molecule: messenger RNA, 465 nt
Organism: Ilyonectria robusta
Lineage: Eukaryota; Fungi; Ascomycota; Sordariomycetes; Hypocreales; Nectriaceae
Product: Endoribonuclease L-PSP/chorismate mutase-like protein
Exons: 2
Coding region: 16-465 (149 amino acids)
Source: RefSeq, a predicted model, not a curated record
AAAAAUUAUUAAACCAUGGCUGAAUCAAAGCUUACCGAACACGGAUUCAAAUUCGUCAACUGGGUAGGAGGAGAGGAAGCUGCUGAGAGCUUCGGCAUUUCUCAUGCGGUGAUUAUCCCCCCAAAUAUUCAAACUGUCACAGUCGGAGGGCAACUAGGAAUUAAAGACGACGGCAAGAUUCCCGAAAAAUUGGAGGAUCAGGUGGCUGAGGCCUUUGAUCAUGUUACACGCACCCUCAAGGCCGCAGGGCUGGGAGAUGAUGCAUGGGAAUAUGUCUACGAGGUGCAAACCUUUGAAGUGGCAAAGGAUGGAAAGGGGAUUGCUGAGACUGUGAUCCCCAUAGCCCGGAACCUCUUGAAAAACACCAAGCCUGUGUGGACGGGUGUGGAGGUUGCGGCACUGGUAUUCCCGGGUUUACAUCUUGAGGUGACAGUCAAGGCAUUUAUCCCACCCAAGGGGCAAUAA